UAAUCAAGUAUGGAAGCCUUGAGAAGCAGCAGUUCCACUUCCACUUUUAUCAUUGUCCUUGUGUUUGUUUGUGGCGUAAUCGCUCAAGCAAAUGCAUAUACCUCUCUUUACUGUAGCAACACCUAUAGCCGAUGCUAUGGAAAGACUGUGACAUGCCCUUAUGAAUGCCCCAGCAGUGACUCAGAAGACCCCAAGGCCAAAGUUUGCUACAUCAACUGUGAUUCACCCCACUGCGAGGCCCAGUGCAAAAAACGUAAACCAAACUGCAACAGCCCUGGAUCGGCCUGCUAUGAUCCACGCUUCAUUGGUGGUGAUGGAGUUGUUUUCUACUUCCAUGGAAAAAGCAAUGAGCAUUUCAGCUUAGUCUCCGAUCUCAACCUCCAAAUCAAUGGCCGCUUCAUCGGCCACAGACCUGCAGGCCGAACCCGUGACUACACUUGGAUCCAAGCCUUGGGAAUCCUUCUAAACUCUCAUAGUUUCAGUGUGGAAGCAACGAAAGUAGCAAAAUGGGAUAACCAAGUUGACCAUUUGAAAUUCACCUACAAUGGUGAAGAUCAAAUCAUUCCAGAAGGCCAUCUCUCCAUUUGGUAUUCGCCCAACAAAGACAUCAAAGUAGAGAGAAUUUCGAGCAAGAACAGCGUCGUUGUAUCAUUGAAAGACACCGCAGAGAUUUUGGUGAAUGUUGUACCCGUGACAAAAGAAGAUAACAGAGUCCAUAACUAUCAGGUCCCUUCUGAUGAUUGUUUUGCUCAUUUGGAAGUCCAAUUCAGGUUCUUCUCUCUCUCACCGAAAGUUGAGGGAGUUCUUGGAAGGACUUACAGGCCGGACUUCGUGAACCCAGCGAAACCCGGUGUGGCAAUGCCGGUUUUAGGCGGUGAAGACAAAUACAGAACCAGUUCCCUUCUGGCUCCAGAUUGUGGGUCUUGCUUGUUCACCAAGGAAGGUGUUUCCCAGAAGGAAAUUACUCCAACAGUGAAAGAGUAUGACCUGCUCGACUGUACCAGAGGCUUCUCUGGAGGAUACGGGAUUGUUUGCAAGAAAUGAGAAACCGUAACUACUACCCGUGGCGUUCUAAUUAAAUGAAUAAUGAAACUUUCAAUCAGCUGCAGAAAAAUAUGCAUAUUUUUCCGUUUGUUUCAGCUACUUAAGCUUAUUUGUUUCAUGUAUCUCUUUGUUUUACUGUGUGUUCCUAAGUU
Messenger RNA from Ziziphus jujuba (common jujube), 1196 nucleotides. RefSeq lists its product as uncharacterized. The record is from RefSeq and is a predicted model, not a curated record. Lineage: Eukaryota; Viridiplantae; Streptophyta; Magnoliopsida; Rosales; Rhamnaceae. The coding region runs from base 10 to 1044 and encodes 344 amino acids. The transcript is spliced from 2 exons.